UUGUUUUUAUCGCAGGAAUAGUUUUGGGGCGUCCCUCGGUAUUUUCCCGUUUUGUAACGAGGCUUGUUUGACUUCUGUCCCAUAACCGGACCGGAACCGGAGCCGGUCCGUGCUCGGUUCGGAAAAUGUCUCGCGUGCUGAUAGUCGGAGCGGGCCUGACAGGCAGCCUCUGCGCAUGUCUGCUGAGGAGAGAGCUGCAGAGUAAAGUUCAGAUUGUGGUGUGGGACAAAGCGAGGGGAACGGGGGGACGGAUGUCCACCAGUCGAGCACCUGAUACCUCAUCUCAUUCAGCUGAUCUGGGAGCUCAGUACAUCACAGCCACACCUGCCUACGCUCGGUCCCACCACAGUUUCUACUCAGAGCUGCUGUCUGCAGGAGUCCUGCAGCCCAUCCACUGUCUCAUCCAAGGUCUGCGGCACAAAGAUGGAGAUCAGGACUACGUGACGCCGCUGGGCACAGGCAGCCUGGUCAAACACUUCCUGUCCGAGUCAGGAGCCGACGUGUUCCUGGAGCGUCAUGUGACCGCUCUGUACCGCCGCGGUGCAUCAUGGGAGGUGGAGAGGACAGCAGGAGGAAGUGAGACGUUUGAUGCUGUCGUCCUGACAAUGCCGGUUCCUCAAAUCCUGCAGCUGCAGGGAGACCUGAGAAACUUGCUGUCCGUCCCACAGAAGCAGCAGCUGGACGUGGUCCGAUACUCGUCCCGCUUCGCUCUCGCACUCUUCUUCUCUCCAGAUGUGGUCUUCAGUUUUAGCUGGGGGGCCCAAUAUGUCAGCGACAGCUCCGUCAUCUGUUACAUCGCCGCCGACAACAGGAAACGUAGCGCAGACACUCCGGGUCUUGGCCCGUCCCUUGUCAUCCAUACCAGUGUCCUGUUUGGCCUGGAGCACCUGGAACAGGACAAAGAGGACGUCAAGCCAAUCAUCUUAGAGGAACUCCGUAGGCUCCUCCCUGAUCUACCUCAGCCAAUCAGCAUCAAGUGUCAUAAGUGGAGGUACUCUCAGGUGCUGACCUCAGUUCCUGACUGUCCAGGUCACAUGACCAUCGUUGACCAACCGCCCCUCAUCUGUGGCGGCGACGCUUUCAGCCACUCCAACUUUGAUGGAUGCGUGGAGUCUGCACUGAGCGUGUUUAGUACACUGAAGGGAAUGCUGGGGGUCCAGCAGAGUGCCUGAGCCACGCCCACACCGGAGCCACGCCCACAUCUGUCAAUAACCAGUUCAUGUGAAGUGACUUAUUGAUUCAAAUUUAUUAAAGGUUUGAUCUUUAAUGUUUUUACUUUAAAUAAAGUUAAACAUUUGUGGAAGAAA
Messenger RNA from Melanotaenia boesemani (Boeseman's rainbowfish), 1307 nucleotides. RefSeq names its product renalase, FAD-dependent amine oxidase (gene rnls). Gene Ontology annotation, cellular component: extracellular region. The transcript has 7 exons. Gene Ontology annotation, molecular function: oxidoreductase activity, acting on NAD(P)H. The record is from RefSeq and is a predicted model, not a curated record. The coding region runs from base 126 to 1172 and encodes 348 amino acids. Lineage: Eukaryota; Metazoa; Chordata; Actinopteri; Atheriniformes; Melanotaeniidae.